GUGCAGCCGGAUUGGCCGCGGAGCUUCGUGACAGCGGCGCCCAUUGGUUGUGGCGGCCCCCGUGACGCGGGGUGGCGACUGGCUCCCGGGUCUGAGGGGCUCCUGCUUGUCAGGUUCUAGCUUGUGUUUUCUGCCUAGACCUAUGAUCAUUCCUGUGAGACCUCACUGCACGCUUUCUCAAGUGUCUUCCUCAUCCCUAACGUGUAAUCCUUCAACAUGGACCUGCUACUUUAGCUAAGAUAUGACCAGCAAUGAAUAGUAGUAAGAUAUGUGCUGAUUAGAAGGCUCACUUGUGCAGUGUGGAGGAUAAGACAGUGCCUUACAAAAAUGGGGUUUGGGAGUGACCUGAAGAAUUCACAUGAAGCUGUGUUAAAAUUGCAAGACUGGGAAUUACGGUUACUGGAAACAGUGAAGAAAUUCAUGGCCCUGAGAAUAAAAAGUGAUAAAGAAUAUGCAUCUACUUUACAGAACCUUUGUAAUCAAGUUGAUAAGGAAAGUACUAUCCAAAUGAAUUAUGUCAGCAAUGUGUCUAAGUCUUGGCUACUUAUGAUUCAGCAGACAGAACAACUUAGUAGGAUAAUGAAGACACAUGCAGAGGACCUAAAUUCUGGACCUUUACACAGGCUCACCAUGAUGAUCAAAGACAAGCAGCAGGUGAAGAAGAGUUAUAUAGGUGUUCAUCAGCAGAUAGAGGCAGAGAUGAUAAAGGUUACAAAGACAGAAUUAGAGAAAUUAAAAACCAGCUAUAGACAAUUAAUAAAAGAAAUGAAUUCUGCCAAAGAGAAAUAUAAAGAAGCUGUAGCUAAAGGGAAAGAAACUGAAAAGGCCAAGGAACGUUAUGACAGAGCCACAAUGAAACUUCACAUGUUGCAUAACCAGUAUGUAUUGGCAUUGAAAGGGGCACAGCUUCAUCAGAAUCAGUAUUACGACACUACACUUCCUCUGCUUCUGGAUUCCUUACAAAAGAUGCAAGAAGAAAUGAUAAAAGCACUAAAAGGUAUAUUUGAUGAAUACAGCCAGAUAACCAGUCUCGUUACAGAGGAAAUAGUGAAUGUCCAUAAAGAGAUUCAAAUGUCGGUUGAACAGAUAGACCCUAGCACAGAAUACAAUAAUUUCAUAGAAGUCCACAGAACAACAGCUGCUACGGAGCAAGAAAUUGAAUUUGAUACUUCCUUACUAGAAGAAAAUGAAAACCUUCAAGCAAAUGAGAUCAUGUGGAAUAAUUUAACAGCAGAAAGUUUGCAAGUAAUGUUGAAAACUGUAGCAGAAGAUCUUAUGCAGACACAACAAAUGCUUUUAAACAAGGAGGAAGCUGUCCUGGAGCUAGAAAAGAGAAUUGAGGAAUCUUCUAAGACCUAUGAAAAGAAGUCUGAUAUUGUACUUCUGCUAAGCCAAAAACAGACACUCGAAGAGCUGAAACAGUCAGUCCAGCAGCUGAGGUGCACUGAGGCAAAGUUUAUAGCCCAGAAAGAAUUACUAGAGCAAAAAGUGCAAGAAAAUGAUGGGAAAGAGCCACCUCCAGUAGUAAAUUAUGAAGAAGAUGCACGAUCAGUUACAUCCAUGGAAAGAAAGGAGAGGCUAUCCAAAUUUGAGUCUAUUCGCCAUUCAAUUGCUGGAAUGAUUAGGUCUCCAAAAUCUUCACUGGGCACUUCAACAUUCUGUGAUUCGAUCCCCAUAAUUGAGAAGCCUCUGGCAGAACAGGACUGGUACCAUGGUGCAAUUCCCAGAAUAGAAGCGCAAGAUCUGUUAAAACAACAAGGAGACUUCUUGGUGCGAGAGAGUCAUGGGAAACCUGGUGAAUAUGUCCUUUCUGUAUUUUCUGAUGGACAAAGGAGACACUUUAUCAUACAAUUUGUUAAUAAUUUAUAUCGAUUUGAAGGCACUGGGUUUUCAAACAUUCCUCAACUUAUAGACCAUCACUAUACAACAAAACAGGUCAUCACCAAAAAAUCAGGUGUAGUUCUGCUGAAUCCUAUUCCUAAGGACAAGAAAUGGGUUCUCAAUCAUGAAGAUGUCAUACUGGGAGAAUUAAUAGGCAAGGAGUUCCACAAAUUAAGAGGAACAAAGAAGUUGAGGGUGUAUGGUAAGCAGUUGUUACAAUUAUUGGCCAUGGAAUUUAACCUAAAUAAGGAAGCAAGAGAGUAUAUUAAGGGUGUGGUGGACAAUAAAAAAAUUCUCAAGCAAUAUGAUCAUCCCAAUAUUGUCAAACUUAUAGGAGUAUGCACACAAAGACAGCCUAUCUACAUCAUUAUGGAACUGGUUCCAGGAGGUGAUUUCCUCUCCUUUCUGAGGAAGAAGAAGGAUGAAAUAAAACUCAAACAAUUAGUAAAAUUUUCAUUGGAUGCUGCUUCUGGUAUGGCAUAUCUGGAGAGUAAAAACUGUAUACACAGGGAUCUUGCUGCGAGAAACUGCCUGGUAGGGGAAAAUAAUGUUCUGAAAAUCAGUGACUUUGGAAUGUCUCGUCAAGAGGAUGGUGGAGUGUAUUCAUCUUCUGGCUUAAAGCAGAUUCCCAUUAAAUGGACAGCACCAGAAGCUCUUAAUUAUGGGAGAUACAGCUCUGAGAGUGAUGUGUGGAGCUUUGGCAUACUGCUCUGGGAGACCUUCAGCUUAGGGGUCUGCCCAUACCCCGGAAUGACUAAUCAACAAGCCCGAGAGCAAGUGGAAAGAGGAUACCGAAUGUCGGCCCCUCAGCAUUGUCCAGAGGACAUUUUUAAAAUUAUGAUGAAGUGUUGGGAUUAUAAACCUGAAAACCGCCCCAAGUUCACGGAACUUCAGAAGGAGCUCACUGGCAUCAAGAAGAAAAUCACAUAGUGACGGAACAGCGCAAACCCUGCCCGCGUCCAGGACUCCAUCCUCCACUCUCAUUCACAAUGAGUUUAUACCACAUUAUGUGCAACAGUCUUCUAAGGUUAUCUUUUUUAUUAACUGUUUUUUUUACACUAUGUGCCAUUAAAAAAGGUCAAAGUUAAAUGCAUUCAAGAGACAGACAGUCCUACCAAGGGCUUUCUUGCUCCCCACCGCAAUCCUGCCAUUUCAGCCUGUUGUAAAUAGAAAAGCACAGGCUCUAACUGUGAGGGGGAACCGGUCCGUCUUUGUCACACCAGGACCCUUGCUGUUUCUCAGAGGUUCUGACUCCCGGCCCAGCUCACGGGCCACUGGCCUCUGCCACAGACCCUGCUCCGUCGGUGCUGUUGGCUGCACUGGUCACGCCAUGUUCGCAACAUUCCAGCCAAGGCUGGCUUUCCGCUCUGCUAAGGAAGAGUGUAUUUGUCAACAUCAUUUUAUGUUGGGAAUUACUUGGACCUCCUAGGGUUUUUCUUUCCUUUCUUGCCAGAAAUAAGCGCAGCAUAAGAAUCCUCACGUUCCGGUUUUAUUAGUAAGGCUGCUGCUUCCCUCCCCUUCCGUUCAGGCAUCAGAAAAUGAUGCAUGAAACGUCCUCAAAGAGCACACUUUUAGUUGAGGCCACAGCUUUUCAAGGGUGUUGUAGAGAGUUGUGACAGCAAGAAGUAAGUUGGAACAGGAGGUUGGUCUGGAGAAAAGGGCAGCUAGACGGUCAUCAAAGAGAAGAAAAGGGAAAUACAGAAUCUGCCUUCUUAUCAGAGUUAUGCCUUCACACACACACACACACACCCUCUUUAUUUUAUGGUUUGAAUUCAUCAAAACGAUUCUAAGAAAUGUUUGUUUUCAGGAGUUCAUAUUUAAAGCCUUCUUAAUGGCCUCAGAAAUUUUUGUAGAGGAACUUCAAAGCACAAGUCCACAGAAAUAACAACAUACUUUUGGUUAAGGACCUUCCCUUAAGAGGAGAAAUCCCAGAAUUUAAUUCCCUUCGUGUGAGCCAGUUUCCAAAGCUGUCAGAAUUUCAUGAUCCUAGUUCAUAAACACAUCCAUGUGUGUACACACGUGGGCGUGUGCAUGUAGACACACACACACACAUAAAACUAAGAAGCCAGGAAGGUGUAAAUGGAGUAAAUGUUCAAGAAGUGAAAUGAAGAUUAUUAAGGAAACAGAGAGAGAGAGAGACAGCCCUCCUACCGCCACUUGCCCCCUUCGUUUACUCUUACGCUGUUACCUGGAAAUCCCUAUCAUUAGCUGACAGGUAUGCAAGACAGCUCUGGAGAUGCUUCAUAGGAAUAAAAUGUUAACACAGAGUUGAAACUAGAAUUCUGUUUAGCUGAAUCUUAGCUGCAUCCAGGGAACUUACCCCAUGUUCUGUAUAUAGUUACCUCUCAGGAUAAAUAUGUGUGGAAGAGAUGGUCACGCUCAGGGGUAAAUGUGGCUUGGGAGCUCUUUAAUAAGAGCUCAGGCCUGUGUCCAAAGAGCACAUUAGUGACUGUUUGGUCUCCAUUCAUUGGAAGAGCUUCUGGGAUAGAAAAUUCCUCCUACCACCUCCAGCUCUUUGCUUCCUGUGAAUAUCACUGCACAAAACUCACACUCAGUUGAUUUUAAAGAGUAUACAGGAUAAUACUGAAGAGAAAAAUGGCUUGUGUCCACCAUUUCAGUCUCCUUGCCAGUUUUGUACACAUUUAAUGAUUACCACACCCAGACUAAAAUGAAAGCAUGAAUAUACUUGCCCUCAAAAAUACUGCAAUAUACAAAACAACUUUUUCUUAAAAUUAGCAUUGUUUACCUUCUGUCAAAUAUUGGAAAGAAAUGAAGCCUUCUCUUGAUGGUGUAUACUACGGUCAGUUAAGCACAGAUUCAUGAAUUAAGAGCUCUAGUCUUCGGGCACUUGCCAGCUUUCAAAAGCAAGAAAAAAAAAUGGGGACAUUUCCACCCUUUGUCAGUAUUUCCAAGUGCAUCUCUCUGUACUAUUCUUUAUUUAAAGAAAACAGCCUCCCAUCACUUAGCAGCCCCAGUGCUAAGCUCUCAGUAAAAGAGAGAAUGAUGGUUCGGGCUUCAAUUUUGUGAAGACCUUAAGUUUAAAUCUUUGCAUUCUGGUGCAAAGGAUGAACAUGGCAUUGAUAUUUCACUCAUCCAGGCUGUAAGAAUUUGCAAUUCACAUCAUAACUCUGUGCUUAAAUUAAAGAAGCUUUUCCAAACAUCAUGACAUCUGCAGCAUUUAAAUUCUAUUUUCUUCUUUGUCUCAAAGCAAGCAGUGGUAUAGUUCAGGAUUAAUAACGCAUUGGGAGUCUUUCAGGAUCAUAUCAGUUGUAGAGAAUAUUAAAUUUCAUAUAGGCACAUGCAUUAAGAAAAACUCACGCAGAUCAUUUUUUACCGUUAAUUUUGUUGUGCUUGAAGCAUAAUUUAUUCAUCCCUUCUGUCACUGAUAAUUAUUGGAAUUAUAUACUUCAGGAGGCUAAUCCAUAUCCGAAAAGCACACAUACAAAUACUGUUCUGAAUUUGCAAGUUGAUGUAGAAAAAGAAGUCUUCAGAAAUACAUAAAAUCAUAUGACUUAUUUAAUAAGAAAACAGUUGUAACCAAAACUGCCACUGGUCUGAAUGUAAUUCAGCCAGGUCACAAAUCUUUGUGUUGUUAAUGGCUUUUUUCAAGCAUUGCAUAUGUUACUCCUAUACAGUUCCUGUCAUAAUUCCUUAAAUUUAUGAAUACAGAGUGAGGGGCGGGUAAGCCCAGGCAGUCUGACUCUCACCUGCAUUUUUCUACCUUGAAUCACCAAGGAGCCUUUAUGACAAAUAUGUAGGUAGGUUAUCAUUUUUCAAGGAAAUAAAUCUUUUAUUGUCAAAAUAACAUUUAUUACCAACAUUUGAAACCUUAAAUUAUUUUGUAUUCCAUGUAAUCUAAGGUUACUUCCCAAAGCCAACAUAUUCUUUCUCUUCCAGGAAAAUAAUAAUAAAGGAUUAAUAAGUUUUGUUUAGACUUUCAAAACCAGAGAUUUCAUUUCAGUCCACCCUGCCACUAGGUCCCCAGUGAAAGGUCUCAUGUAAUCACUUCUCUUUUCUCUCCCUAAUUUCAUAUAGUCAAUAAAGUUCUUCAUCCAUAAUUCACCAUCUUAUCACAGAUACGCUCUUAUUGAAACAUCUCGCUAGCAGGUCAGUAUAGAAGAUGAGUCUAAUUGUAUCAGCCAUUAUUCAGUGCACAUUUCACAACUAUUUUUCAUUUGAGGGUUGUUUCUAAAAGAAAAGAAAAUGUUUAGUCAUUGAAAUAGUCUUAAUUUCCUUUAAGCCAUGAUAUAGUUUCCUUGUCUACGUUAUACUCACGUUUCAGUUCUGAGAUACAGUUUUAUAUGAAGUUUGGCUAAUAGCACUAAAAAUAGCCAUGGCUUCACAGUACUGGUAUGAGAUUGUGUCAAGAAGAAAGUGUUUUAAUUAUAAUAUAUGCCACACACUGAGGACCUUGCAGAGGGACAAACA
Molecule: messenger RNA, 6309 nt
Organism: Vicugna pacos (alpaca)
Lineage: Eukaryota; Metazoa; Chordata; Mammalia; Artiodactyla; Camelidae
Source: RefSeq, a predicted model, not a curated record